AUGGCCAUGUUAUCCUCGGUACCAACCAGGCUGAUCGCCCGAAGGUCGCGCAGUCUCUCCCCGUGCAGCCGUGUGCUUCAGACCAGCGCACACGGAGCCUCAUGUCAGGACUCCCGGGGCAGUCCUGUCCACACCAACCGGAACCCAGUGGUGUCCACGUCCCGCGUGUCCCGCAGGGGGAUCCUUUCGGAGGACAGCUCGGGCAACGUUAACCCCUCCAUGCAGUAUCACCAUCUGGCCCCCAGGUGGCUCUCUCAGCUGCAGAACCGCCGCAGUUCAUGGGCGGCCCUGGCCAGCAGAGGGCGCAACAACAACCAGUACUGGGAGGAGAGCGGUCAUGGUCGAGGAGAGGGCCAUGGCUCAGAGGGCCCCGGGGUCAGGGCCAGGGGUCUGGCCUCUACUGGGCUGCUGUCUGCUGCGGCUGUAGCCUUCUGCCUCAAGAAAGACUCUGAUAAUAAAGGUGAUGCUCUGCUGGAAGCGGCACGGACCAAUAACAGUGAAGAUGUUGAGAGACUUUUAAAGGAGGGAGUGGACCCGAACCAUCGCCACCGUCUUGGCUGGACUCCUCUCAUGGUGGCGGCCAUGAACCGGCAGCACAGCGUGGUGAAAGUCCUGCUCGAGGCGGGUGCCGACCCAAAUGCCGGAGACCACUUUAACAACGUCUACGACACCUCCCGGGAGAAAGGCAUCCACUCAUUGGAAGUUUUGGUUUCCAGGGAGGAUGAGUUCAGCAGCAGACUCAGCAGCAGGGCAGGGUUCCGUGGUUCCACAGCGCUGCACUAUGCUACACUGGCUGAUGACCCCGGCUCCGUGCAGAUGCUGUUGGAGGCUGGUGCCAACCCGCUGCAGACCAACGGACUGGGACACACACCACGGACGUACGCCAAAGAAGGAGACGUGGGCACACUUCUGCACGAGUGGGAGGGCAAGUUCCAGGAGGCGCAGGCUCGACGGGAGGCAGAGGAGCGCAGGAGGUUCCCCCUGGAGAAGAGGCUGAAGGAACACAUCAUCGGGCAGGAGGGGGCCAUUAAUACUGUGGCCUCAGCCAUCAGGAGGAAGGAAAAUGGCUGGUACGAUGAAGAGCACCCCCUCGUAUUCCUCUUCCUCGGCUCGUCAGGAAUCGGCAAAACCGAAUUGGCCAAACAGGUUGCCAGAUACAUGCACAAAGACAUCAAGAAGGGCUUCAUUCGUAUGGAUAUGUCAGAGUUCCAGGAAAAACACGAGGUGGCAAAAUUCAUCGGCUCUCCUCCGGGUUACGUGGGUCAUGAAGAAGGGGGUCAGCUGACUAAGCUGCUGAAGGCCUGUCCCAACGCCGUGGUUCUGUUUGAUGAAGUGGACAAAGCUCACCCUGAUGUCCUCACCAUCAUGCUGCAGCUCUUUGAUGAAGGCCGCCUCACGGACGGGAAAGGGAAGACCAUCGAAUGCAAAGAUGCCGUUUUUAUUAUGACUUCCAAUGUCGCGAGUGACGAGAUCGCCCAGCACGGUCUGCAGCUCCGCCGAGAAGCCGAAGAGGUCAGCCGCAGGAGACUGGUGGACAGCCUGGAUGACGUGCAAAAAGGUGACGAGAUCCAAAUAUCCCGGCAGUUCAAAGACUCAGUGAUUCGACCGAUUCUUAAGGGUCAUUUUCGACGGGAUGAGUUUCUGGGCAGGAUCAAUGAAAUAGUCUACUUCCUCCCGUUCUGUCACUCGGAGCUCCUGCAGCUUGUGGGUAAAGAGCUCAACUUCUGGGCAAAGAAGGCGAAACAGCGCCAUGACAUCACCCUCCAGUGGGAGCGCCCAGUUCUUGAUUUGUUGGUGGGAGGAUACAACUUGCACUACGGAGCACGCUCUAUCAAACACGAGGUAGAGCGGCGCGUGGUGAAUCAGUUAGCAGCUGCCUAUGAGCAGGAGCUGCUGCCCAAAGGUUGCACUCUGCGUCUGUCGGUCCAAAGCGAGGGCCAAGAGGAGCACAGCCCUCCCAGUCUGCGGCUGGAGGUGGUGGGGAAGGACAGCUCCGCCCGGACCCUAGACAUCCGCCCUCCUCUCAGCCCCGAUCACUAA
Molecule: messenger RNA, 2040 nt
Organism: Knipowitschia caucasica
Lineage: Eukaryota; Metazoa; Chordata; Actinopteri; Gobiiformes; Gobiidae
Source: the annotation of a GenBank genome assembly